CGUCAAACCCACCUAGUGUCUUGCAAAGGUUUUGAAAUUUCUUCUUUGUCAGCCUGCAGUGCAUGCUGUCGCUCAUCUCAUAUCCACACGUUUCACCCUGGGUUGUGAUUCUCUGAUCGUGGUAAAAGUGUCCCACAUUGGUGUUUUUACAGAAAACUGUUUAGGUAUUCUGAGUGAGUGAAGGAGAGGUGUUGUCUUAUUGACAUUCUCCUGCGCACGUUUGCUGUGCUGAUUGGCUUUACUUCUCCUUAUCUGAGGGUCAUUUUUUCCAACACAGUGCCAGAUGUCUUUGUGACAUUUAAGGCACCUCCUCCCCCCACAUCAGCCAUCAAAAAAGGAAAAAAAGUCAGAGGCUGUGUCACGUAAAAGCAGUCAGUCUUAGGCAACGGUGGACUUUAGGACCUGCAGUGAGAGGGAGCUUAUGGGUGAAAAGAUGGAAAGGUCCAAACGUAAGGACCCCCAGCAGGAGAAUGGAGUCCACACGAACCAUUACAGCUCCAUCUCUCCUCCUUCCUCACCCGUGGUCCAAGAAGAACCUUUCUCCACGUACUUUGAGGAGAAGGUGCACAUUCCAGAAAGUCCCAACCAGGUAUUCAGUUUCCGUAAACUCUGGGCCUUCACUGGACCGGGGUUCUUGAUGAGUAUUGCUUAUUUGGAUCCAGGGAACAUUGAAUCAGAUCUGCAGUCUGGAGCUAAAGCUGGUUUUAAGCUGCUGUGGAUCCUUCUUGUGUCCACCAUCAUCGGGUUGUUGUUACAGAGGUUAGCUGCGCGCCUCGGAGUCGUCACUGGAAUGCACCUGGCUGAAGUCUGCAAUCGCCAGUAUCCCACUAUUCCUCGGAUCAUCCUGUGGUUGAUGGUCGAACUGGCGAUUAUUGGUUCGGACAUGCAGGAGGUCAUCGGCUGUGCCAUCGCUUUUAAUCUCCUCUCUGUGGGCAGGAUCCCGCUGUGGGCCGGAGUUCUCAUCACCAUCACAGACACAUUUGUGUUCCUCUUCUUAGACAAAUAUGGUCUGAGGAAACUUGAAGCUUUCUUUGGCUUUCUCAUCACUGUAAUGGCUGUUAGUUUUGGUUAUGAGUACGUGCUGGUGAAACCAGACCAAGGAGAGGUUCUGAAGGGGAUGUUUGUGCCGUACUGCGCCGGCUGUGGGCCAGUGCAGCUGGAACAGGCCGUGGGAAUCGUGGGCGCUGUCAUCAUGCCCCACAACAUCUACCUGCACUCGGCUCUGGUCAAGUCUCGUGAGGUGGAUCGCAAAGACAAGAAGGAAGUUAAGGAAGCCAAUAAAUAUUUCUUCAUCGAGUCAUCCAUCGCGCUCUUCGUCUCCUUCCUCAUCAACGUCUUCGUAGUGGCCGUGUUUGCUCAGGCCUUUUAUAAUAAAACCAACAUUGAUGUGAAUGCUAUGUGCAACGCUACUGGCAGCCCUCACACCGACCUCUUCCCUCUAAACAACGGCACCCUGGAGGUGGACAUCUACAAAGGGGGAGUGGUGUUGGGCUGCUUCUUUGGUCCUGCAGCUCUCUACAUCUGGGCCAUUGGGAUUCUGGCAGCGGGUCAGAGCUCCACCAUGACAGGAACCUACUCUGGACAGUUUGUGAUGGAGGGUUUCCUGAACCUGAAGUGGUCUCGUUUUGCUCGAGUGCUGCUGACCCGCUCCAUCGCCAUCACACCCACGCUGCUGGUCGCAAUUUUCCAGGAUGUUGAGCAUCUGACUGGGAUGAACGACUUCCUCAAUGUGCUCCAAAGCAUGCAGCUUCCAUUUGCUUUGAUCCCAAUUCUAACCUUCACCAGUCUGACGUCCAUAAUGGGCGACUUUUCUAACGGAAUGAUUUGGAAGAUCUCAGGAGGCAUCGUCAUCCUGGUGGUUUGUGCCAUCAACAUGUACUUUGUGGUAGUUUAUGUGACUGCUCUAAACAGCGUGCUGCUCUACGUUUUCGCUGCUCUCCUCUCUGUGGGAUACCUGUGCUUUGUGGCCUACCUGUCGUGGCACUGUCUGGUUGCCUUGGGGGUUUCCAGCCUGGACUGUGGCAGCAGGGUCCCCCUGAGUCUUCGACGCCACACAGACAUUUUCUUACUCAGCGAUAUGGACUUUGACACGCCGGUGGACAGAUGAGAGGACGCAUGGAGCUGCUGCUGCUGGUCUGUGGUGGCUGCAGUCAAACAACCCGUCUGAUACCGGGGACCAGGAAGUCUGGCCAGUGUGUUUUAGUCCAACAGGUUUUAAAGGUGCCCUUACAGCCCAUCCAACUAAAAACACUCCUGCAGAGUUCAGGGACAACAUCUUGAAUGGUUAAACAUCUGGACCUCUAAAGGAGACACAUCUAGACUUCUACAGAGAAAUAACAUCUGUAAUACGUACACUACAGUAUGAAGCCUUAAUAACACAUAAUAAAUGAAACAGUAAUUGAUCUAAUGUAGACGUUCUAAGCUGCAGCUGAACAAACAUGGGAAAGAAAAACCGUUUAGAGAAAAAAUCCUUUAAUGUCUCUGAUGUUGAUCACCUGCUGCUGGAUGUUUCUAACCUUUGUGUUGAAGAUGGAGACCAAACCAUUUCCCUUAAUUCCACAUUUUAAAGCACAGAUAAAAUAGUUAGAUAUUUGUUGGUGUCAUGCAAUCAUUUUUAAAAUUUAGGUUUAGUACAAGAAAAGUUUAUUUUAAUCAUAAAGUUAUAAAAAAAAAAACCCUGGCUCUGUUGGGUUUGUUUGGGUUUAAAAAAAACUGUGACGUGACGUUGUUCACCUGAGUCUCAAAGCCUGGUUUGUCCUGAAAGAUUAACUUCAGAAGGACCUACUAGAUAAAUGCUACUAUAUUAAAUAUGUACAUGGUGGUUUAUAUGAGAGUGAUUUUACUGUCAUCCUCUCUUUCCGUUACAUUUGGGUAAAAUAUUUAAAGAUCCUCUAAGGGUCGAUUGUUUAAAUAUUGGUUAGCAUGCUUGAAUGUGAAGAACAACCCAACCUGUCACCAAAACACUGUUAUGGUCCAACUUUAUUAUUAAUAUUAUUUAAUAACUCAACAGAUUUGUGCAGAGUAGAGCCGAAUCAGACGUACUGAUGGGAACGCAGCAUGUUUCAGCUCUAAUAUAAGUACUACUUCCUGCUGUAGUAAGAGCCUGCUGCUCGUUGUUUGUAAAGUGCCAAACUAACAUUCAGAGAUGUGUUACUCCAUCUGUGAUGUGGAGGAAAAAGUGGACAUCUGUGGAAGAAAAGAACUACUUGUAUAAUAAAUGUCCUGUUUUAACUAUACAAAAACAACUUUACUGUGUUUAACACUGAUGAGAAGAUAUAAAAUAUAAUUAAGCUUUAUUUCCAAAGGACAUGACCGCAAGCAAAAUCCCUCAUUUGAAUUAGUCACGUGUCGUAUAUAAAAUGGUAAAUUGCUGUUUGUCUGAGAUUGUAGAUUUAUUUAAGCUGUUUUUAAAUUGUAAAUGUUACUUUGUUGAAAAUAGUUUAUUAUCUCUGCUUUUUGAGUAGUUGGGCCGCAGUUUAGCUUGAGCUAAGUCAAAUGUGACGUGUGACAACUCUGUUACAGAAACAUGUAGCAGGUCUUUUGGAAAUGGAUUUGAAAGAUUUCCUAAUCUUUUGGUGAACGCUUCCCCCACCCUCAGCGAAACGCCACAGGAAUAAAUAUCUUUAUAACAGGAAUCCUGUAGGAUGAAUGAGGACAGUUUGGUCAUUUUUCCCCGUUGACACGUGUCUGUUUUUUGUUGUUCAUGAUCACCAGAAGUAAAAUAAAGACACCAAGUUACUUGAAAUCUAUGAAAUGUUUAAGGUUUGACUAUGCACUGCUGAUCUGAAUAGUUUUCUAUAUCAAAACUUCCCUUUUUGACCAAACUGAAGCUGUGCUGUGAAUCCUAACGCUCUUGCAGACUACUGCAGUGCCUCUCUUUGUUCACCAGGGUGCCUCAGCUUAAACGACAUUUAGCACGUUGGUGUUUCUAACACAUCUAGAGAAAACUAAACAUACGAGCACUUGAUGACUUGAGAAAAAAGCCAAAGUGAAUUUAACAGCCUAAACAUUGGCACUUGAUGCUUUAAACAUUUUGUCUGACCAAAAGAAAAAAAGUAAAAUUUGUUUCAGAAAAGUGAGGUUGGUCCUUUUGGCCACAUUCAUCUAACAAAGCAUUUAGUUAAAAAAAUGCGUUGUGCACACAGAAAGACUUCGUUUAAAAUGUGUUACACAGAUUAACUUAAUUUCAGCACACUUGUUCCUGCAGAUUUCUGUUCUGUUUAGAGAGAAAGCUGCUGUUGUGGUAGGGCUUUAAAUCAUGCAGAGUUCAGUACAUAAGGUUUAAAUGUUUUAAAUAUUUUGAGUUUGUUUUAUCAGAGAAAGUAGAAACUGGUUCUUUAAAUGUUCAUAUAAAACAUGUUUCUUCUAUAAAAAAAAACCUAGUAAAUAUCACUUUUGCAAAAGCGA
Nothobranchius furzeri (turquoise killifish) is the source of this 4407-nucleotide messenger RNA. RefSeq names its product solute carrier family 11 member 2 (gene slc11a2). The record is from RefSeq and is a predicted model, not a curated record. Gene Ontology annotation, biological process: metal ion transport. Gene Ontology annotation, molecular function: cadmium ion transmembrane transporter activity; manganese ion transmembrane transporter activity; iron ion transmembrane transporter activity. Gene Ontology annotation, cellular component: plasma membrane. Lineage: Eukaryota; Metazoa; Chordata; Actinopteri; Cyprinodontiformes; Nothobranchiidae.